This is a messenger RNA of Chlorocebus sabaeus (green monkey), 2926 nucleotides long. Lineage: Eukaryota; Metazoa; Chordata; Mammalia; Primates; Cercopithecidae. The record is from RefSeq and is a predicted model, not a curated record.
AUGUAUGCCUGGACCCUUAUAUUAAGCAGUACCCAGACAUCCGCUAGUAUCGUCUCUUCAUCCCUUGUAUCUGCAGUUGAUGUUUCUUCUUCUCUGACCAUGUCAGGAAAUUUCCAAAAUACUCUUCCUGGAACUGCAAAUUCUCUGCAGCUCUCUCUUCCUGUGUUGAGCAAUGUGGCUUCCUUAACAGGAAGCAUCUCCUUCUCCAGAGCCUCUGCUCCAGCCAUCAGCUCAGCAUGGCUACAGCCAUCAGCCUCUGGCACCUCCUUCAGCCAAUCCCAUGGCAGUGCCUACCUUUAUCAACAUUCUACUUUAACUAUGUUGUCUGGGCUGACUGCCUCUUAUCCAGGCAAUUUUGAGUGGGAUAGUACAGCAAACACAGCAAAGAAGUCAUCCUCACUCAGGGACUUCACUGUGACUGUCGUCUGACCAGAAUACAGCUAUCUCUUCAUGUCUAUGACAGCCCAGUAUGAUAAAACUUCCAGAUACCAAUACUGCCAGUAUGAUAAAACUUCAGAUACCAAUACUGUGGUCCCUCUGUAUCCAUCACUAUCUGCCAGCCUUGUUCAGGGCACACUAACUCAAAUUCCAAAUCAGCAGGGCCAUAGCCUGUCACUUCCCUACCAGAUAGGAAGUCAGGUCUAUUACUAUAAUCAAGGCACACUGGGACCUCAACUAUCCUGCCUGCAAUCCUAUGGCUCUGUGUCAUACACAGGAUAUAGGGCUUCUGCCCAUCAACCAGAAAUGGUGAUGGUGCUAAAGGAGGUUCAGCCCACAAAUGUCCUACCACCAGUCUCUACUUCUGGGAUGUAUUACUCUGUGUCUACUCAACCCAUCACAGAAACCAGUGUUCAAGUGAUGGAAACUUCCCUGGGGAUGGAUACUUCCCUGGGAUUGCAAUCUCCAAGCCAGACAUUUUGUCUGCCACAAGCUCAAGAAUUCUCCAAGUCCUUCAGUAGCAGAAAUACCCAGAUACUUGAGAGUAACCCAUCACCUGAACUUGGGGACAUUUCAAUGAUAACUCCAAUCCAGAGUCCUACUAAUCUCUUGACACUGUCUCCAGCUCCAAGCCAGGAAAAAAAUGAGAAUGAGAAUUUGGAUGAGAUUAAAACCAACCUUUCAAAGCCUCUAGAUGUCUACCAGAUCCUAAUAGGAAAUCAAGAUCCUCCACUACUUCCUUUAGAAAUCCCUGAUAUUCACCCACUUCUGGCCUGCAUUGAUCCUCUUGGCCAAGAGGAGCAGCCUGGUUCUGAAAAUGCCGAUCUAAGAAAUAACAGCCUGAGUUUUGAGGACCAAGGGAUAUUUGAAACUGGGAUUGAGUCUAGCAGUGAUUUGGCAGACAUCACUACAUUGGUGGAGGAUACUCACCUCCCCCCAAUCUUCAGUUCCUUACAGGAUCUUGACCUACCCAAAAGUCCCUCAGCAAAGACAGCCAAAGAUACCAGUGCCAUCAAGGUAAAUCAGGUGCAGGAAAAGUCAUAUGUCAUAAAGGGUCACUCUGAUCAAGACAGGAAGAACAAGCAUAAAGCUUCCGAGCCUAUCCAGGGUGCUCCGAAGGCCAAAAUCCAGCCAAAGAACCCAGAGUGCCUAUUAGAGGGAGAAGUGGUUGUUUGCAGUGCUACAAUCAGUGACGGUGCUUCUGUAAACAAGGCCAAGCAUUCUAGCAACAAACCUCACAAAGCUGCAUCCAGCAGGGUCAGCAAAACGAAGAGCCAUGGGCAGGAAAAGACCAAAGGGAACAGAAAAAACAGCUCCAAGAAAUCUGAAGAGAGUAAGCAGUCAGGGAACAACAUCAAGGUAGAAGAGAAGCAAACCAUUCCCAAUAUGAAGCGGAAGAAAAAUCAACCUGAGCUUAGCCAAGAGAUCUUUAAAAAGCCCCGAAGCUCCCUGGGCAUGCACAUGCUGGAGUCCGUGCAAGUUUUCCAUGCACUCGGGAAAAAGAUCGAUAAGAAAACUGGAUUCUCUUCCUCCAGGACCCUGGGAAGCUCAAGCAACACCCAAAACCGCCAGCCAUUCCCAGCUCUCAAACCAUGGCUGGAUACCCAACGUGAGGGUAAAGGCCCGGAGAAAAUUCAAGUCAAGGCCCAGAAACUAGAUGGUAGUGCUGAAAAAGAGUGUCUAUCUCCAUCCCACUCUGAGUUGCCACCACCUGGGAAGGUCAAGUUGAUACCUUUGCCCUUUCUGGCCCUGGACAAACCUCAAGCUCGACCUGUUUCUCGGCGGCCAAACCCUCCGGCCUCACGUAGGCCUGCUGUGGCUUACCCUGCUCAACCUGAUUCUACCAACUCAGCUCAAUCGACUGCAGUCAAUCCAUCCCGACCAGCUCCUAGCAACACAUCUUUGCCAGGUCCUGCCACACCAGCUCAGUCAAUUUCGACCAAAGCAACCCAACCUGGUUCAGCCAACCCUACCCAGCCUACUGUCCCUCAAUCUGCAGUUUCUAGGCCAUCACUCUACAAAACAUCAUCUUGUACUUCUCUGCAUCGGGAGCCUGUUUCCACUGCUGUGACCAAUCUCCAGUCACUGCCCAAGCCUCAAAAUCAAUUUCUAAUCCAAGACUGCAGCUUCCAACCCAGUCCAUGGAGGAAACCCACUGUUCCUGAGCCAGUAAUGUCAACGCCUAUCACAGAAGAGCAGAGGCCAGAGCGUGAGGCCAUGAAGAGAAAGGCUCAACAAGAGCGUGAGAAUGCUGCCAAAUACACCUCUCUGGGGAAGGUGCAGUUUUUCAUUGAAAGGGAAAGAGAAAUGGAAAUUGCUGAAUACUAUGGCUACACAAUAUAAGAGCCAAGAUUGUUGGUUUUACUUUGGAUACCGCUGGUUUUCCACAUAUAUAGAUAGAUACUAAUUUAUUUAUCCUGAUAUAUUUUUAAAACAUAAUAAAGAAAUGUAAUAGAAUUAAUAGAUAAGUAAUAAAGAGGCCUUUUCA